UGUCGACCCAUCUAAUAUUUUAUUAGCACAACUAUAACAUCUAAUUCCCGAUAAAAUGAAGAAAUAGCAUAAAAAUGACUAAAUUUGACUUAUUUACUACCUUACUAAAAUCACUCAUAUACAUAUCUAUAAAAAUGAAGUUUGUACCGACGGAAAUAUUUCUAUAGCUUAUUUUUUCAUGUUCUUUAAAACUGUGUGAGUAACAUCGUGUACCUUACAUAAGGAUAUACAAUAUCAAAAAUAUAAAAAGAAUUUAUAAAAACUUACUUCAUAGAGAUUUUUUUUUAUAAUACAACUGUAAUAACUAGUUCUCAAGUAUAAUUAAUAAAUAAUUUAAAAUGGGCUAAAUUUACUUUGACCUUCUUCUAAAAAAAUGAUCCAUGUACGUAUAAAUAAUAGAUAAGUUUUGUCGUAACACAAUAAAAUAAAAAGAAUCGAAGUGUUUGAGCUAUUGGCUCAAAUUCCAACCUUAUUUUAUACUCUAGAUCUUUCCACUUGAUUUGGCCGACAGUGUUUUCUUCUAGAUUUUCAUAGAAGUGUAAAGCCGUACCUUCCAAGAAGGCUGGUAAAAACUGAACUUUUUCUUCAUCGCUCCAUUCUUUUAUGAUACUGGCCCUCUUGUAUGGCUUAAGAAACAGGUCUAUACUCUCGUGAACUUCUCCCCUAAACUGACCUGGCUAAAGAAUAGCUUUCUACGGUUCUUGUUGUCAUCACUAGCCAUGUUUUUGGUGUGUAAUACGGUAAAAGAUUUGUUAAGAUCUACAAAGAAAUCUUCCGGGUGCCACUGACUUUUUAUGUACCUAACCAAGCGGUCUCUCUUUUGCUCUAGAGUGCCGGCAGUGGUUAGUUUUCUCUUGUUUAGUUCAGAUAUGGCUUCGUCCGUAUUCAACUUAUGUGCCCAACCUGUCUUGUAAGAUAAACGUUCGUUUUCUUCUGACGGUGUUGGAUUAAGCACUAUGAGUGAUUUUGUGUAUUCUUCUUUGGCCAUCAAGUGUUGGAUAAGUUGGUUUAAUAAUAAUUUUUAUUAUACUAUAACAACAACCCUAACGUAAUAUAUACGUUACCUUUGUUGGGCGCCACUCUGUCGAAACACAAUAAAAUAAAAAGAAUCGAAGUGUAAAUGUAAUUGUGAUGCGAAGAUGAAUAUAAGGAUGUGAUGCCUGCUGUCUAGGUAUUCACGCGUGUGUUGUCGUACAGCAGUCACCGUGCUCGGCUGACACUCCGGGUUAGCUGUGGGUGUCGAAAGGCUGUUGUUAUAGAAAGGGAAUCAGGGUAACACCUAGAUAUGAAGUGCAGACGAAGUGCAAGACACAAAUACUUUGGGUAUAGGAGAGGACAAAGAACAGGGGUAGCCGAGUAUGAGGUGCAGACGAAGUGCAAGACACAAAUACUAGGCGUACCAGGUGAGGAAAAAUAACAGAGUACGAGGUGCAGACAAAGUGCAAGACACAAGUACUCUGAAAUGUUGUGGAAGAGAGUAGACAGGUUUAAAAAGGAAUAAACAAAGACUUUACUUUAAGCAGUAAGCCGGACAACGACAACCAAGUACUGAGACUGAUGAAUGACACAAGGCACUGGAGUCGACUGACGACGAUGGUCAGGUCUAUUGGGUUUUUAUAAUAAUUAGAAUUAUUGCCAAUUUGGCAAUAAAUAUUAUUUGUUAAUUCAUUAGUCUCAAGAAGCGGAUGUGCUGUCUGUAUUUUAUUAAAAUAAUUCUCACAAUAAUGGUAACGUGACACCAUCACAGUUUGUACCCUAGGGGACAUUUCUGUAGCUCACUUUUUCAUGUUUUUAAAGAGUGUGUGUGUACCUUAAUUAUCGAUGUACAAUAUCAAAAAAAUUAAAAAUAUUUUUAUAACAAAUUUCACUAUAAAAAUGUUUAUUAUAAUACUUUACAGUGGUUGAAAAAGAAAUGUACUACACAAAUUAUAUGUUGGAAAAACUAGACAGCACAGUACCAUUUAGACUGUUUUCAUUUAUGGAAUAUAUGUGUGAAAAUACUCAAAGUACACGUGAGGAAUUAAAACUUUACUUUGUUCCACCAAGCAAUGACAUAAAUGAUGUAUUAAUUCGAGAAAAAAUAAUUCGACAAAAUCUCACUCUAUAUUUUAUAAAUAAAGGAAAACCAAUAGAGGAACCUGAGAAUUAUAUUUAUUAUGAAGAUAUAAAAACAACUUUGCUCAAACAAUAUCAAAAUCGAUAUACAUUGAUGGAAAAAAUCUACAAUAUUUCAGAAGAUGAUAUUGUAGGAUUAAAAGAAAACACUUUAAUAAAUCGGCGUCUGAAACCCAAAGAUAAUGAAAAUUGUGUUAUUUAUGAAUAUUCAAUAGAUAAAUAAACUGAAUCAAUAAUUAUAUUACUAAA
Messenger RNA from Daktulosphaira vitifoliae (grape phylloxera), 2364 nucleotides. RefSeq lists its product as uncharacterized. The transcript has 7 exons. NCBI's taxonomy places the organism in Eukaryota, Metazoa, Arthropoda, Insecta, Hemiptera, Phylloxeridae. Bases 1913 to 2338 code for a protein of 141 amino acids. The record is from RefSeq and is a predicted model, not a curated record.